UUCCUCCUUGCCAAGCUUCACUUGGACUCUAUGCUUGGGAAAAGGUCCGUAAAAGCACUACGAAAUUUACUCCAUAGUCUCGCAACGGGAUCAAAGGCCUACGAUGCUGCAUACGAAGAUGCGAUGCUCAGAAUUGAAGGGCAAAUUGAUGAUCAAAGAGAGCUGGCAAAGGAAGCAUUGGCCUUUCUCACCUGCACUAAGCACCGCUUUUCAAAGCUAGAUUUGGAGAUGGCACUCGGUGCAGAGUUUGAUAACCCAAAGAUCGAUCCGGACAACUUUCCAGACAUAGAUGACAUCGUAACUGCGUGCGCUGGACUUGUUACAAUCAACGAUGAGAGCGACACUGUCGGGUUAGCCCAUUAUACCACACAGGAAUACCUUGAACGAACACAGCAACGCUGGUUUCCACAUGCGCAGGCCCUCAUCACAAAUGCAUGUCUCUCCUAUCUCUCAUUUCCCUCCUCUCCACUCAGUCAAGAUGAUUGGGCUGUUGGCUUGGGUGAAACUUGGGCAAGUCACGAUUGGUGUACCUACAGUGUGAAGAAUUGGGGUCAUCAUGCUAGCCAAGUCCCC
Messenger RNA from Bipolaris zeicola 26-R-13, 573 nucleotides. RefSeq lists its product as uncharacterized. The record is from RefSeq and is a predicted model, not a curated record. The annotation marks the transcript as partial. NCBI's taxonomy places the organism in Eukaryota, Fungi, Ascomycota, Dothideomycetes, Pleosporales, Pleosporaceae. The transcript has a single exon.